ACCAAGCUAGCCAUUAAACACAUACAACCCACCGAUCUAUCCUUGCAAGCUUCAGCAAUGUCUCUCUCAAAAUUCAUCUCCUCUUUCAAUCUACUACUCUCCUUUGCUCUGCUUAUUCUCCAAGCUUAUACUGUUUUUGGACAUGGUCCUCUCUUCCAUUUUUGUUCUAGCUCUGAAAACUUCACUUCCAAUGGCCCUUACGAGAACAACCUCAACAAGCUUGCUGGUGAUCUAUACAUCCAAACCCCACAAUCAGGUUUUGGUUUUGGUUCGUCAGGCCAGAACCCAGACCAAUCUUAUGGCCUUGCUUUGUGCAGAGGAGACGUCUCAAGCUCAGACUGCAAGACCUGUGUAGCAGAGGCAAGUGGUGAGAUCCGCAAGCGUUGUCCAUAUAACAAAGCAGCAAUCAUUUGGUAUGAUUAUUGUCUUUUUAAGUAUUCUGAUAAGAAAUUCUUUGGCCAAAUUGACAAUAGAAACAAGUUCUAUAUGUGGAACGUUAGAGUUGUAAGUGAUCCAGAUUCAUUCAACCAGAAGACUAAGGAGCUGCUGACCCAAUUGGCCAAGGAAGCCUAUGCAACCCCAAAAUUGUAUGUUUCAGGAGAUUCAAAGCUUGGAGAAUCUGACAAGCUUUAUGGGUUGGUUCAGUGCACUAGAGAUCUUUCUAAUGCUGAUUGCCAGAAGUGUCUGAAUGGUAUAAUAGGUGAACUUCCAAGCUGCUGUGAUGGAAAAGAAGGUGGAAGGGUUGUUAGUGGGAGUUGCAAUUUUAGAUAUGAGAUUUACCCAUUUGUCAAUGCCUAGAAAAAGUUUAAUUUAAGGGUUAAACCUGUUAUUAUAUCAGGAGAAAUAAAAUAAUUUUACAGAUACACCUGCAGAUAAUUGUAGGUAAUUAAAGUUCUUAGGUUUAACACCAAUUAAGCCCCAGACACAUAUAAGUCUUGUAUUGUAGAAGAUUGGAUUGUUACUCAGUCCAGUUAUGAUUUUUCUUGAUGUUCUCACUUUUAUAUAAUAAAAAAAAAUCAUAAUUGUUGAAUAAAA
Hevea brasiliensis (rubber tree) is the source of this 1035-nucleotide messenger RNA. RefSeq names its product cysteine-rich repeat secretory protein 38. Bases 58 to 798 code for a protein of 246 amino acids. The transcript has a single exon. The record is from RefSeq and is a predicted model, not a curated record. Lineage: Eukaryota; Viridiplantae; Streptophyta; Magnoliopsida; Malpighiales; Euphorbiaceae.